This is a messenger RNA of Caenorhabditis elegans, 1576 nucleotides long. It is a transcript of the gene klo-1, whose product is annotated as Glycoside hydrolase family 1 protein. Gene Ontology annotation, molecular function: hydrolase activity, hydrolyzing O-glycosyl compounds. Gene Ontology annotation, biological process: carbohydrate metabolic process. The record is from RefSeq and is marked reviewed. NCBI's taxonomy places the organism in Eukaryota, Metazoa, Nematoda, Chromadorea, Rhabditida, Rhabditidae.
AUUUACAUAACCCGAUUGAACACAACUGUUGACACACAAAAUACCUCUUAUCAGUUAUCAUUCCGUCGAUGUCUUGUUCGGUUAUGUCUUUGCCAACUAAAUUUCCAAAAAAUUUCCAAUUGGCUACGGCUACCGCGGCGUAUCAAAUUGAAGGUGCAAAAAAUCUAGAUGGCCGCGGAUUCAGUACUUGGGAUUCAAUUCGUUCUGAAAAUGGUAGAAUUCAUGAUAACUCGGACCCUGAUCUUUCCUGUGAAGGUCGUCUAAAAUACAAAGAAGACGUUGCUCUUCUCUCAAAAAUCGGUGUCACCAGCUACCGAUUUUCAAUUUCUUGGUCCAGAAUUCUUCCAGAUGGAACUUUAAAAACAAUAAAUGAAGAUGGCAUUCAAUUCUAUCGUGAUAUUUGUCUUCUACUACGUGACAAUGGAAUUGAGCCAAUUGUGACACUGUUCCAUUUCGACAUGCCUCUUUCAAUUUAUGACAAUGGAACAUCAUGGCUAAACAAGGAGAAUUGUGAACAUUUCGAGAAAUUCGCAGAUUUAUGUUUCCAAAAGUUUGGAGAUCUUGUGAAGACAUGGAUAACUUUCAACGAAAUAAACAUGCAGGCUUGGUCAUCAGUUGUAAAGAUUGAAGGAGAACUUUGGUUAUGCCCAGAUCGUCCAGAAAUCGAGAAUCAUGAACAAGCACCUUACAUUGCAGCCACCAACAUGCUUCUUACUCACGCAAAAAUUUAUCGAAACUACCAGAAAAACUACAAAGAAACUCAAAAUGGCUUGAUCGGAAUAACAAAUGGUGGAAGAUUCUGUCUACCUGCUUCAGAUUCUCCUGCAGAUCUUGAUGCAUGUAAUCGAGCGCUGGAUUGGCUCUUCAAUUAUACAAUUGAACCAAUUUUGACUGAUUCCGGAGACUUCCCAGCCUCAAUGAGAGAAAAAUUACCGUUUCUACCAAAGUUCUCUGAAGAAGAAAAGAAACUCAUCAAAGGAAGCACUGAUUUCCUGGGAAUAAACUAUUAUCUCAGCCACAUUGUUCGUAAUUUAAAUGAUGGGGAGGAGCCAGCAUCUCAAUCAGAAAGAGACGCAGCUUAUGCGUUUAAUGAAGGAAAAUGGGAAAAAAUUUGUGGUGAGACAUGGGUUCGUUAUGCACCAGACGGUUUGUUCGGGCUUUUGAAAUAUGUUAGAGACAAGUACAAUAAUAUUCCUGUAUUCAUCACUGAAAAUGGAUGUAUGGAUUUGGUAGGAGGUGAAGGAAGAAAAGAAGAGGAGAUACUUGAUGAUAAGCAUCGCAUAAAAUUUAUUUCCGGACAUUUGGAAGCGGUAGCUAAAGCACUGGAAGAAGGAUGUAAUGUCAUUGGCUACACACUCUGGACUCUGAUGGAUAAUUUCGAAUGGGAUGACGGAUUCGGUGUUAAAUUUGGAAUUUGUCGCGUCGAUUUUGAUUCUCCAGACAAAACAAGAACCAUGAAAUAUUCGGCUAAAUAUUAUCAAACUUUUAUUCGCGAAUUUAAAAAGCAUCAUAAUCUUUUGUAGAAUGGAUACAAAUGUAUUGAUAAUAAAUAGAUUGCAUGCUAGUAAAAACAUUU